Paecilomyces variotii is the source of this 1662-nucleotide messenger RNA. Its product is annotated as MFS multidrug transporter. NCBI's taxonomy places the organism in Eukaryota, Fungi, Ascomycota, Eurotiomycetes, Eurotiales, Thermoascaceae. Gene Ontology annotation, molecular function: transmembrane transporter activity. The coding region runs from base 1 to 1662 and encodes 553 amino acids. Gene Ontology annotation, biological process: transmembrane transport. The transcript is spliced from 4 exons. The record is from RefSeq and is a predicted model, not a curated record.
AUGGCAUCAGAUCUUAUUACGUGCAGAAACACCGAUCCUCAUGAGCAUGACGAUGACAGCUCCGAUGUUGAAUAUGGAUCCAUUGCUGGCCCAGCAAAUACAAAUGGAGCCAACCUGGAAAAGCAAAGCACAGCAGCGUCUGCGCUGUCGUCGAUGGAACAGCGAGCGCAGUCGGUAGUCUCGAGGAUACGGAGUCGAGAACCGGGUCAGACAGCGCGCUUUACGCACCCGUUAUCCCAUACGAAGACAGGACCUGAUGUCAUUGUUGAUUUCGAUGGGCCCGAUGAUCCGUAUAGACCGUUGAAUUGGGGGUUUAGAAAGAAGGCAAUGACCACGUUACUGUACGGGUUAACAACAAUGGGUGCUACUUGGUCUAGUUCGGUCUACUCUCCCGGCAUUCGUCAGAUAGCAGGCCAAUUCCAUGUUGGGGAGGAGGUCAGUACGCUUGGAUUGACCCUGCUAAUGUUUGGUUUCGGACUGGGCCCUCUCAUCUGGGCUCCAUUAUCUGAACUUUAUGGCCGCAAACCUGCCGUGCUUGCCCCGUAUUUCAUCGCGGCAAUAUUCUCGUUUGGAACCGCCGCUGCCAAAGACGUCCAGACUAUUAUGCUCACUCGAUUCUUUACCGGCCUGUUCAGCUCAGCUCCGAUUACAAAUACUGGUGGUGUGUUGAGUGAUAUCUGGUCUGCGGAGGAGCGAGGUGCUGCGAUGGUUGGAUAUGCCAUGGCAGUGGUGGGUGGUCCUGUUCUGGGACCUAUUGUUGGUGGAGCCAUUGUUCAGAGCUAUCUGAGAUGGAGGUGGACGGAAUAUAUUACCGGGAUAAUGCAGAUGCUGUUCUUCACCCUCGACGUUAUCUUCCUCGAUGAAAGCUAUCCGCCUGUUCUCUUGGUGUACAAGGCGCAAAAAUUACGCCACGAGACGGGAAACUGGGCAUUGCAUGCCCGACAUGAGGAAUGGGACGCCAGCUUCAAGGAAAUGGGCAACAAAUAUCUCGUCCGUCCGUUUCAGCUGCUUGCGACACCGAUCUGCUUUACCGUCGCCCUCUACGCGUCCUUCGUGUACGGUAUCCUAUAUCUCAAUCUUGCCUCUUUCCCCAUCGAGUUCGAAGAAGAGCGAGGCUGGAAUCUGCUUGUGGGGGCGUUGCCCUUCUUGGCCCUGCUCGUCGGUAUCUUCAUUGGCGCCGCAUUGAACGUAUUGAACCAGAGAUUCUACAUCAAGCGCUUCAAAGCGAACCGCAACCGACCCGUUCCUGAAGCCCGCCUGCCUCCAAUGAUGUUCGGCUCCAUUUUCUUCGCAGCUGGUUUGUUCAUCUUUGGAUGGACAUCCUCCAAGAAGAUCUUCUGGAUUGGCCCAGUGAUUGGCGCAGCAUGCAUGGGUCUAGGCUUCUUCACGAUCUUCCAAGCAGCGCUCAACUAUCUCAUUGACACCUUCCAAAAGACCUCCGCCAGUGCAGUCGCAGCAAACACAUUCCUUCGAAGUGUCUUCGCAGGUUGUUUCCCACUAUUCGCGAACGCAAUGUUCCAUAACCUUGGCAUCGACUGGGCAUCCAGCGUGCUCGGGUUUAUCGCUGUAGGUCUGAUUCCAAUUCCUUACUUAUUCUACAUCUUCGGAAAACGCAUCAGGGCUAGGGGCAAGUGGUCCCGAGCGUCGGUGUAUAAUGACUAG